AUGAUCACCUCUGCCAGGCUACAGGCUCAAGCACACAACGAUGAUGUCUUCUGGAAACAAAUUCACAACAGUCGAGGCGGUGUCCGCACCAAGUACCAAUUCCAAGAGGGUGACUUUGGGACUGCUUUUCAGGCUCUUCGCAGGCUUCUGCGCUCUUUGGGACUAUGGGAAGUUAUGACCACCGGCUUAACCCCUUUCAGCGAAGAUGGCAAUCAGGAAGAGAAAGAUGAGCGGGAAGUUCUUGAGGCAUGGGCCGUGAACCAUACGCUGCCGUUCAUCUGCGGUUCCAUCCUCGAUCGAUGGACACUCGAACGACCUGUUAAUGGACCCCGGCUGUUGAAUUUCUUGGAGACGACUGCGUGCAAGCCCUUUCGCCUAGUCGAUCUCCCACGCGAGCUCCGCGAUAAGGUCUACGAUCGCUUCGGCUUCUCGACUCCUGCUAUCCAGAAGCUCACAGCGAACCCGCGCGAAUGGUUAGAGGACUCAGCUGAGCCCCGACUCGAACCCGACGAUCGGUACGACUUCUGGCCAAAGAUGAGCAAGGAAUGGAAGGCAUACAUGUCCUGGGCGAAGACGUGCAGACUGUGGGAGAACGAAGCAUUCAGGUGGGACAGCGCCUUCGUGAGGUUGUCGCUAGUAUCUCAAGAAUUUCGCAACGCAGCCGUGGAGAGAUAUUUUGCCGGGAGCAAACUCCACAUCGAUACCGGCCGUCGCCUAGAUCCACUGUUGGGAUGGGCUGAUAAAGUCGGCAUGAACAAGCUUCGGCACCUUCGCUAUAUGCAUGUCGGAAUCAACUGGUACCGUGGCGAGAACGACUACUUCACUGUAUCGUUUCACUUACUCCGGGGCUUGAAAGCAGAAUAUCAGCCAGCCCAGGACGACUACGGCGAGGCGAAGCGGGCGACCGACAAGCGGGUGAGCGAGUACACCAUGUGGGUAUCUCGCCACGCUAUUACGGAGGGUUGGAACAGCACAGGCGUGAUCGACUUCUUUGUAGCGGACCCUGACGCCCUGAGGAUAGCAUGUUGGGGCUCGCACUACAAUUCAGGAACGUCGUUAGGAUAUUUCGAUGCGGGAUGGGGAGGAUGGAACGAGGAGCUCGAAUCAAUCGAUGAGCGAAAUGCCUAUGAGGUGGCAUACGGUCGCAUAGAGCCAUGCUUGUUUGAGGCACCAGGCCUACUCUGGGUCUCGGCCUUUGCCUUCUCGACAUCAUGGUCAUCGGGAGCGGUUCACACCGAGUAUCAGUUCCGCGAAGGAGACUUCACCACCGGCCUCAACUCCAUCAAGAGACUCCUGGAGUCACACGGACUAUGGGAUGUCAUGACCAACCCCAGUCCGCUCGGUGAACAGGCCAGUGAGGAGGAAAGGGAGCAACGUGACGUGCGCGAAAGUUGGGCCGUCAAUCACACCCUGCCUUUCAUAUGCGACUCAAUCCUGGACCGCUACACCUUGGACCGCCCCAUAUCUGGCUUCGAAUUGCUGAAGUUUUUGGAGAAAGCUUGCCAGCCGUUUCCAUUCCUCGACCUUCCACCGGAACUUCGCGAGGCAGUCUACGAUUGCACCGGCUGGGGGCUUCCUGCUUACGCAAAAAGUCCUUUACGAGGACAGUCUGCAUUGGGGAACACCACGACUGGCCCUGGCGCAACACCUGGCAGCUGA
Zymoseptoria tritici IPO323 is the source of this 1659-nucleotide messenger RNA. RefSeq lists its product as uncharacterized. Bases 1 to 1659 code for a protein of 552 amino acids. The transcript is spliced from 4 exons. The record is from RefSeq and is a predicted model, not a curated record. NCBI's taxonomy places the organism in Eukaryota, Fungi, Ascomycota, Dothideomycetes, Mycosphaerellales, Mycosphaerellaceae.